Messenger RNA from Prunus persica (peach), 888 nucleotides. RefSeq names its product 60S ribosomal protein L27a-3. The record is from RefSeq and is a predicted model, not a curated record. Gene Ontology annotation, molecular function: structural constituent of ribosome. Bases 279 to 719 code for a protein of 146 amino acids. Gene Ontology annotation, cellular component: cytosolic large ribosomal subunit; ribosome. Gene Ontology annotation, biological process: translation. Lineage: Eukaryota; Viridiplantae; Streptophyta; Magnoliopsida; Rosales; Rosaceae. The transcript has a single exon.
CAGUGAAUUGGACGAUUGGGCCAGAGGACGAGUACAGAUUGAUAUGGCUGGAAAACAAGGAAACCCUAACUCAGCCCAGAGUCCAGAGCCUCAUCCGCAACUCAAUUAUCACAUUUAUCCUUAUUUGAACGGCCCAACCCCCAAACCCUUAGGGCAAAAGCGUAAACCCAACACAUUUCCACCAAAUAAAUAUCCCAAAUCCCAGCUUCAGUCAAUCUUCUGUGAGCCGCCGAAACCCUAGGUGAGCGAGAGAGAGGCGCAGAGAGAGAGAGAGAGAAAUGACGACCCGAUUCAAGAAGAACCGCAAGAAGAGAGGCCACGUCAGCGCCGGGCAUGGUCGUAUCGGCAAGCACCGCAAGCAUCCUGGAGGUCGCGGUAACGCCGGAGGCAUGCACCACCACCGCAUCCUCUUCGACAAGUACCAUCCGGGGUAUUUUGGUAAAGUUGGUAUGCGCUACUUCCACAAGCUCCGCAACAAGUUCUACUGCCCCAUCGUCAACGUCGACAAGCUCUGGUCUCUCCUCCCCCAGGAGGCCAAGGAUAAGGCCACCAAGGACAGCGCGCCGUUGAUCGACGUCACCCAGUACGGCUUCUUCAAGGUCUUGGGAAAGGGCGCUUUGCCGCAGAACCAGCCCGUUGUGGUCAAGGCCAAGCUCAUCUCCAAGACAGCUGAGAAGAAGAUCAAGGAAGCUGGUGGUGCUGUUGUGCUCACAGCUUAGGUUUGGGUUGAUUUUGGAUUUUUGUCCGUUAGGGUUUUGGAUUCAGUUGCUGUUUUUUUGCUUUUAAAUUCUGGUUUAGACUCUUGGGCUACAUUUAUGUUAUAUUUUGAAAGUUUAUCUAGCGGAUAUUUAAUUAAUGCUUGUUUUCAGAUGAAUGGGCUUUGCUUCA